AUGGGCAUAAGUUCUAAUAGAGUAGAAAACUUUUCAGGCCCUGCAUGUCUUCAACCCACCACUGAAACCGCCGUCACAAUUCCGUUAGAUAGGGCAAUGCCGUCGUUGCAAGUGCACAAAGUGGCCUUACCACAGCCAAGAACCACCGUGCAGAAACUUCGGCACCGCCUUUCUGAAAUAUUCUUCCCUGAUGACCCACUUCACAGAUUUAAGAACCAAACAUGGUACAGAAAGUUGGUGUUGGGGCUUCAGUUUUUCUUCCCUAUUUUCCAGUGGGCACCAAAUUAUAGUUUUAAACUGCUCAAGUCUGAUGUCAUUUCCGGGUUAACAAUUGCAAGCCUUGCAAUUCCACAGCUCGCUUUGACAGCCACUUUUUUCGCUGGACUAUUUCAAGCCUCCCUCGGUUUUCUAAGGCUAGGAUUUGUUAUUGACUUUCUCUCAAAGGCAACUCUAGUUGGCUUCAUGGCUGGUGCAGCAGUCAUUGUCGCAUUGCAACAACUGAAAGGGCUAUUCGGGAUAGUCCAUUUCACGAGCAAGAUGCAACUAGUUCCCGUGUUGUCAUCUGUCUUCCAUCACAAAGAUGAGUGGUCCUGGCAAACAAUUGUUAUGGGAGUUAGUUUUCUAGUCCUGUUAUUGACAGCAAGGCAAAUUAGCAUUAGGAAACCAAAACUCUUUUGGGUUUCAGCCGCUGCCCCAUUAGCAUCAGUCAUUCUGUCUACAAUUCUCAUCGUCUGCCUUAAAUCCAACGUUCAUGGGAUUCACACAAUUGGACACUUGCAAAAGGGUCUAAAUCCCCCGUCGUUGAACAUGCUGUUUUUCCAUGGCCCUCAUCUGGCUCUUGCAAUGAAAACCGGUAUUGUAACCGGAAUAUUGUCUCUGACAGAAGGGAUUGCAGUGGGAAGAACAUUUGCGACUCUAAAGAACUACCAAGUCGAUGGGAAUAAAGAAAUGAUGGCUAUUGGCCUCAUGAACAUGGCCGGAUCCUGUUCAUCAUGCUAUGUCACCACUGGAUCAUUUUCACGAUCUGCUGUGAACUAUAAUGCUGGAGCGCAAUCUGUAGUGUCCAAUAUAAUAAUGGCGACAGCCGUGCUUGUGACUUUGUUGUUUCUCAUGCCAUUGUUCUAUUACACUCCCAAUUUCAUCCUGGCAGCAAUUAUCAUAACUGCUGUCAUUGGCCUAAUUGAUUAUUGGGCUGCUAUUCGCCUAUGGGGAGUCGACAAACUUGAUUUCUUAGCUUGUAUGUGUUCCUUUCUCGGGGUUCUUUUCAUUUCCGUGCCUAUUGGUCUUUCUAUAGCAAUUGGAGUUUCAAUUUUCAAGAUUCUCUUGCACAUUACAAGGCCAAACACAGGCGUUUUGGGGAACAUUCCCGGUACUCAAAUAUAUCAAAACCUUAACCGAUACAGAGAAGCUGUUAGAGUACAGUCUUUCCUUAUACUUGCAGUCGAAGCUCCUAUUUACUUUGCAAAUUCUACUUACAUACAAGAAAGGAUAUUAAGAUGGAUUAGAGAAGAGGAAGAAUGGAUUGAAACCAACAGCAGAAACAGAAUGAAAUGUGUAAUUUUGGAUAUGACAGCGGUGACAGCAAUAGACACAAGUGGUAUCGAUACAAUUAAAGAACUAAGAAAAAUACUGGAGAAAAGAUCACUCAAGUUUGUCUUAGCAAAUCCUGUUGGCAGUGUAAUGGAAAAGCUGCAUCAAUCAAACAUCUUGGAGUCCUUUGGUUUGGAAGGAUUAUAUCUUACAGUCGGAGAAGCCGUGGCAGACAUAUCAUCUCUGUCGAAGGCUCAACCUUAA
Fraxinus pennsylvanica is the source of this 1794-nucleotide messenger RNA. Lineage: Eukaryota; Viridiplantae; Streptophyta; Magnoliopsida; Lamiales; Oleaceae. The record is from the annotation of a GenBank genome assembly.